This is a messenger RNA of Parascedosporium putredinis, 3039 nucleotides long. The record is from the annotation of a GenBank genome assembly. NCBI's taxonomy places the organism in Eukaryota, Fungi, Ascomycota, Sordariomycetes, Microascales, Microascaceae.
AUGGUUCCGUAUCCCGCAUUGAUUCACAAUGGCGUCCAGGAGAAGAAGCGUAGCUUCUUCGUCGUCGUUGGCGACCGAUCAAAGGACGUCAUUGUGAACCUACAUUAUCUUAUGUCUCGCGAAGACAUGAGGCAGAACAAAUCCGUUCUGUGGGCCUACAAGAGCAAACUGCUCGGCUUCACUUCUCAUCGGAAGAAGCGAGAAAACAAAAUUAAGAAGGAGAUUAAACGAGGCAUGCGCGAAGCCAAUUCCGAAGAUCCCUUUGAGCUUUUCGUAUCCCUUCACGACAUCCGAUACGUCUACUACAAAGAAACCGAGAAGAUUCUAGGUAACACAUAUGGCAUGUGUAUUCUUCAAGACUUUGAGGCAAUCACGCCCAACAUCCUCGCUCGAUGCAUAGAAACCGUGGAGGGUGGAGGCUUGGUGAUCUUGUUAUUGAAGGGAAUGACCAGCUUAAAGCAACUCUAUACUCUUUCCAUGGACGUCCACUCUCGGUACCGGACUGAAGCCCACGACGACGUUGUCGCAAGGUUCAACGAACGCUUUAUUCUCUCCCUCGGAGCCUGCAAGUCUUGCCUUGUCAUAGACGACGAGUUAAACGUCCUACCCAUCUCUGGUGGAAAGGAAGUGAGCGCACUACCGGCUCCCGAUCUCGAUCAAGCGAAGACCCCAGCGCAAAAGGAGCUCGAGGGGCUCAAGGAGUCUUUGCAGGAUACCCAGCCCGUCGGAUCACUCGUUAGCCUGGCGCGUACGACAGAUCAGGCCAAGGCCUUGUUGACAUUUGUUGACGCCAUUGCCGAGAAGACUUUGAGAAACACAGUCACCUUGACCGCCGGACGUGGUCGAGAGAACUUGAAGACUCUGUUCGACUUCGUCUUCAAAGGCUUCGAUGCCCUCGGCUAUGCCGACCAUAUCGACUACACCAUCAUCCAGUCAACGAACAAAGACUGGAACAAGGCCAUCGUUCGUGUCAACAUUCACCGCCAACAUCGCCAAACCAUUCAGUAUAUCAGGCCACAGGAUGCGCAUGUUCUUGGACAGGCAGAGUUGGUCGUCAUUGAUGAAGCCGCCGCCAUCCCUCUGCCUCUUGUCCGAAAACUCAUGGGGCCUUAUCUCGUGUUCAUGGCGUCUACCAUCAACGGCUAUGAAGGUACCGGACGAUCUUUGUCGCUCAAACUCAUCAAGCAGCUGCGCGAGCAGUCCCAUUCACAAAGCGCCAACGUCGCGCCAGAAACGGAAAUUGCCGAUCGGUCUACGGGCAGAGCAGCUAAGAACGAAUCCGCGCCCGCGAGUGGACGGUCACUGAGGGAGAUUACCCUUUCCGAGCCGAUUCGAUACGCACAAGGCGAUGGUGUGGAAAAGUGGUUAAACGGGCUCCUCUGCCUGGAUGCUACACUUCCCCGAGCCAAGAACAACAUCCACGGCUGCCCCGAUCCUACCCAGUGCCAGCUUCUCCGUGUCAACCGCGAUACCCUCUUCUCUUUCCACCCCGUCUCCGAAAGGUUCCUCCAACAGAUGAUAGCUCUCUAUGUCGCUAGCCACUACAAGAACUCGCCAAAUGAUCUUCAGCUAAUGAGUGAUGCGCCGGCGCACGAACUUUUCGUUCUUGUACCACCCAUCUCGGAAGACAGCCAAAAGCUCCCCGAACCUCUCUGCGUAAUCCAAGUUGCGCUAGAAGGAAAGAUUAGCCGGCAAAGUGUGCUCAACAGCCUCGGUCGAGGUCAAAGGCCCGCCGGAGAUUUGAUUCCGUGGCUGGUAAGCCAACAAUUCCAGGAUGAAGAAUUCGCUUCUCUCUCCGGCGCUCGAGUUGUAAGGAUAGCGACAAAUCCCGACUACGUUUCCAUGGGUUACGGAUCUAAGGCCCUCGAGCUUCUCGUCAACUACUAUGACCGCCAAUUCAACAGCCUGUCCGAGGAUGAGCCCAUGACCUCCGAGGAUACCUUCCCACGGGUCACGGACGAGGAGCUCGCCGAAGCGCUUGAGGAGAAGAGCCCCGCUGCCGUCGAUUACGUCGGUGUCAGCUACGGUCUCACGCCGCAACUACAUAAAUUCUGGCAGAGGGCUACCUUUGCACCAGUCUAUCUUCGCCAGACUCCAAACGAGCUCACGGGCGAGCACACUUGUGUCAUGAUUCGGCCCCUCGAUAGCAGUGGCGACCGCAGCUGGCUAGGCGCAUUCGCGCGUGACUUCCAUCGCAGAUUCCUGUCCCUCCUCUCCUACGAUUUCCGCACAUUCCACACGCGUACGGCGCUCAGCCUUGACGAGUCAACCAAGGCCGGCGCGGAACUAGACAAGGUGGUGAUCAAGCCGCUUCGGAAGACGGAGCUCGACGAGCUUAUGACGCCUUUCGACCUCAAGAGGCUUGAUUCCUAUUCCAAGAACAUGUUUGACUACCGCGUGAUUCUAGAUCUCGUCCCCACAUUAGCAAUGCUCUACUUCAGCGGCCGACUCCGCGCCGAGAUCAAGCUCACUGGCGUGCAAGAGUGUAUCCUCCUUUCAAUAGGCCUGCAGCGCAAGGACCUAGACGUCAUUGCGCAAGACCUAACAAUCCAGCCCGAGCAAGUUCUGCCAUUGUUCAACAAGAUCGUCAGGAAAAUUACGACCCAUUUCGCCACUUUGGUAGAGAAUGCCGUGGAGGCAGAAAUGCCCAAGCCCUCCGCCAUUGGCAUAAGCCGUGAGAACGCCAGUGGAGCGCACGAUGACGAGGUCAACGAGCGCUUCGAACCCUUUGCGACCUCUCUUGAAGACGACCUCCAAGACAACUCGGCGCUCACCGAGAUGGAAAAGAAGAAGCGCGAGCUCAUUGACUCUCUUCCACUUGAUCAAUAUGAGGUUGAAGGUGAUGCUCCAGGAUGGGACGAGGCAGAACAGCAGGUUCUGAGCGCGGCGAAGCACGGCAAAAGGAACGUUGUAGUUAGCGUCAAGUCGAGCAAGACGAAACGCAAGGCCGGGACGACCGCGGCAGAAAUCUACGAGAAAGAGAUUGGCCAAAAGGAGAGGAAGAAGGUCAAACUCGGAAGGAAGGCCAAGAUGAGCUGA